AUGCAAUUUUCAUUUGCGUUUCAUUUUUUGCUUGCGUUUGCAUUCUUGACCCAUUCAACAGCAACACUGAAGAACAAAAAGACCUACGAGCCAACAUGGGAGUCCAUAGAUUCACGACCACUGCCUGCCUGGUUUGAUGAGGCUAAGAUAGGAAUCUUCUUACACUGGGGAGUCUUUUCUGUGCCUUCUUUUAAAGCUGAUUGGUUUUGGUAUUCAUGGCAAACAAAAGAUCCAGAAGUGCUGGAAUUCAUGAAAAAGAACUAUCCACCCAAUUUUACAUAUGCAGAUUUUGGUUCUCAGUUCAAAGCAGAAUUUUAUGAUUCUGAUCUGCUUGCUGACAUCUUCAAGGCUGCAGGAGCAAAAUAUGUGGUUCUCACCAGCAAACAUCAUGAAGGAUAUACUAAUUGGCCAUCUAAAUAUUCUUGGAAUUGGAACUCUUUAGAUUUGGGACCCAAGAAGGAUUUAGUAGGUGAACUUGCCAACUCAAUAAGAAACAGAACAAAUUUACACUUUGGUCUUUACCAUUCUCUUUAUGAAUGGUACCAUCCGUUAUACUUGCAAGACAAGAAUAACUCUUUUAAGACUAACUCUUUUACAAUGAGAAAAACCCUGCCUGAGUUAUAUGAGAUAGUGAACACAUACAAGCCUGAUGUUGUUUGGUCUGAUGGUGACUGGGAAGCUCCUUAUCAAUAUUGGAACAGUACUGAAUUUCUUGCAUGGCUCUAUAAUGAUAGUCCAGUGAGUGAGACGGUUGUGGUGAAUGACAGGUGGGGAGGUGGUACAUUGUGCAAUCAUGGUGGGUACUUCACAUGUUCUGAUAAAUACAAUCCAGGUGUUCUGCAAAAGCACAAAUGGGAAAACUGCAUGACAUUAGAUCUUAGCUCAUGGGCUUACAGAAGAGUUGCACAGUUGAGGGACAUCAUUUCAAUAGAAGGUUUAAUUGCUGAGGUGGCAUCAACUAUCAGUUGUGGUGGAAAUAUAUUGAUCAACGCUGGAAUUCGAUCAGAUGGACGAAUCGAUCCCAUCUUUGAGGAGCGGUUGAGGCAACUGGGUACGUGGUUGAAAGUUAAUGGGGAGGCAGUUUAUUCGUCAAUUCCUUGGAAGUUUCAAAACGACACCAUCAGCAAGAACAUAUGGUACACCUCUAAACAAUCUGAUUCCGAAAAAGUGGUUUAUGUUUUUGUGUUGAACUGGCCAGCACAAAAUAUUUUGACGUUAGGAGCUCCACAGCCAUCAUCAACCACCAAGGUUACAAUGCUUGGGUAUUAUGAUUCGUUUCUAUGGAACAAACAUUCAUCGAGUGGAGGCAUUGACAUCGUCUUUCCGUACAUUCCACCAACCCAGCUGCCUUCAAUGUGGGCCUGGGUUCUCAAACUGCAAUAUUUAGAUAAUUAA
Helobdella robusta is the source of this 1395-nucleotide messenger RNA. RefSeq lists its product as hypothetical. The transcript is spliced from 8 exons. Gene Ontology annotation, molecular function: alpha-L-fucosidase activity. Lineage: Eukaryota; Metazoa; Annelida; Clitellata; Rhynchobdellida; Glossiphoniidae. Gene Ontology annotation, biological process: glycoside catabolic process; fucose metabolic process. Gene Ontology annotation, cellular component: lysosome. The record is from RefSeq and is a predicted model, not a curated record. The coding region runs from base 1 to 1395 and encodes 464 amino acids.